This is a messenger RNA of Trichomycterus rosablanca, 999 nucleotides long. RefSeq names its product selenoprotein F (gene selenof). The record is from RefSeq and is a predicted model, not a curated record. The transcript is spliced from 5 exons. Gene Ontology annotation, molecular function: oxidoreductase activity. NCBI's taxonomy places the organism in Eukaryota, Metazoa, Chordata, Actinopteri, Siluriformes, Trichomycteridae. Gene Ontology annotation, cellular component: endoplasmic reticulum lumen.
UCUUCACUUCCUGUUGUGGACCACUUCCGCCCGGUAGUGGCUGGAAGAAGACGCAGCGAUGGCGGGGGAGGUUUACUUACUCUGGUUAUUGCCGCUCUUACAAACGCUGGCGGCGUUCGGUGCGGAGCUCUCCUCGGAGGCGUGUCGGGAGCUGGGAUUCUCCAGCAACCUUCUGUGCAGCUCGUGUGAUUUACUCGGUCAGUUCAGUCUGACCCAGCUGGAUCCGUUCUGCAGGCAGUGCUGCCAGGAGGAGGCGCAGCUCGAGUCCAGGAAGCUCUAUCCUGGAGCCAUCCUCGAGGUCUGUGGAUGAAAAUUGGGGAGGUUCCCCCAAGUCCAAGCUUUUGUCAGGAGUGACAAGCCGAAGAUGUUCAAGGGUCUUCAAGUCAAGUACGUGCGAGGCUCUGAUCCUGUACUGAAGCUGCUGGACGAUAACGGGAACAUCGCUGAAGAACUCAGCAUCCUCAAGUGGAACACGGACAGCGUGGAGGAAUUCCUCAGCGAGAAACUCGACCGGAUUUAACUCCUCGGUUCGUUUUCUCUUUUUACAGCGCCGGAACUGAGCGACUGGACCAGAAAAUCAUCCGAUAAUAAUCAGUGAUGCUCAAAAUGAUGCUCGAAACGUUUUGUUCCAGUCGUCCGAAGAGAUUUUUAUAACGUCGUUAAUUUACUUUAGUUCUAAUUUCGCCCCGUUUUGUUCGGAUCGUAAAUAAUUCCGACGUGUGAUUCCGCCCGUCCCGUUUAUUUUGUACUGUAUAUUUGAUGAACGUCUGCUGAGUGUACCGGUGUCGGAGGGUUUCCAGUUUUUCUCCAGACCUUUGUACUGGUGAAGAUCUGCUCAUUAGUGAUGGACUCACAGCAAACCAGUAAAUGGUGUGUGAGCCCUGAUGUGUGUGUGGUUCUCCCAGUAUGAAGCGAUGGAGAGAAACUGAGCUCUCGUGCUGGUAUAUAAACGUGAGAUCUGUUCAGUAAUAAACACUUGGUUAAACACGUGGCUCUAAA